AUGGACUGUUGUGUGACGUGUACGCAGACCAGGUGCGCAGACGGGAAGGCCGCCAACAGGGCCGGGUCCUUUGCUCAUCUUUUUGCUAACCCUGGGGAAAUCGACGACACAAGUGUGACCUCUCUCACCGUACUGGGAGUCCAUUUCUCUGAAGACACCAGAGAACACAACAUCUCAGCUGCUCCUAUGAUCCUUACAAUCGGACUGGGAACCCAUCGCUCUCGCAGUGCUUCAAACCAGACGCUUCAAUUUAUCUACGGACCGGAUCCUGCCUGCGGACAAGCCCCCUGCCUCCCACCGAAACUUUGUCUCCACACGCCGUCCCAUGUCGGCGAGGAAGGAACUCUGAGGAGCAUGGCAAGACGCGCUUCGACAAAUACACAAGUUUCUGAGGCGUUUCAGAAGCGCGACUUCCUCGUCAAUUUGUGUUUCGAGGGGGAACUUCUUCUCAGUGCGUUGUCAAGGAGGAGAAGCGUUCUCCGCAAUUCCUUCUCGAAAAAGGUUUCUCCGUUUCCUCUACAGAGGGAAACCUUCUCGAUUCGCUGA
Toxoplasma gondii ME49 is the source of this 546-nucleotide messenger RNA. RefSeq lists its product as hypothetical. NCBI's taxonomy places the organism in Eukaryota, Apicomplexa, Conoidasida, Eucoccidiorida, Sarcocystidae. The coding region runs from base 1 to 546 and encodes 181 amino acids. The transcript has 4 exons. The record is from RefSeq and is a predicted model, not a curated record.